This is a messenger RNA of Rattus norvegicus (Norway rat), 8258 nucleotides long. It is a transcript of the gene Fgd4, whose product is annotated as FYVE, RhoGEF and PH domain containing 4. Gene Ontology annotation, molecular function: metal ion binding; guanyl-nucleotide exchange factor activity. Gene Ontology annotation, cellular component: cytoskeleton; filopodium. NCBI's taxonomy places the organism in Eukaryota, Metazoa, Chordata, Mammalia, Rodentia, Muridae. The record is from RefSeq and is a predicted model, not a curated record.
AAGUAACCACAAUAUUCAUUUUAACCAAUAAUCUUUAUACCUAGCAGGAAUGGUGUCUUUGUUGUAAACCUAAUGACUGUGUUGUAGUUAAGUCAAAUUAGCCGGCAUCACCCUUCCUAUCCCACCCACAGUGUUCUGCCCUCUGUCCACAUGUUGAAAUACUCUGUUGGGGUUUUGAAAUAUAUCGUGUCCUGCCUUGGGGUGACUUCACAACUGGGCCAGUUAUGAAACAACUCUGUAGUUCCUGUUAUUCGUGCAUUUGCCAUACCCGACAUAAGAUGCACGCCUGCAAUCUAAGAGUGUAGACUGAUCGAAAUUUUACCUCUGAAUGACCAGUGCGAUUCCUUCUCCUCGAGAAGCAGGAGAUUAACUUGCUUGGAAGAGAAACAGGUGCUGCUGGCUGUUAUCCAAGAGGAAUCUUAUAUGGGGUGUGGCAGCAAUACCUGUGCAAAGGUCACUCCACCUCAUACAACAAGCAGCACAACCACAGAGGUUCGGGGAAUAAAUGGGAGGACACCAGCAAAACGCUCCGCUGCACAUCCAAAGCCACAAGUGCCUCCAAAACCAUUACAUCUGCAGAAUUCAUCUUCAUCCUUUAGACCCCAAGUCCCCAGGCAUAAAGCUUUACCUAGCGCAAAGCCAAGGAUGGAGGAGUCUAAUCCAGCCCCUACUUCAUGUGCCUCAAAAGGGAAACAUAGUAAGGUGUCGGAUCUCAUCAGUCACUUUGAAGGAGGCAGUGUCCUGUCAAGUUACACUGAUGUGCAAAAAGAUUCUACUAUGAACCUAAAUAUUCCUCAAACUCCAAGACAGCAUGGGCUAACCUCCACAACUCCACAAAAGCUUCCAUCCCACAAGUCUCCACAGAAGCAGGAAAAGGAUUCAGAUCAGAAUCAGGGCCAACACGGUUGUUUGGCCAAUGGUGUGGCGGCUGCACAAAGCCAGAUGGAGUGUGAAACCGAGAAGGAGGCUGCCCUUAGUCCAGAGACAGACACUCAGACUGCUGCUGCCUCUCCUGAUGCACAUGUGCUGAAUGGAGUAAGAAACGAAACCACCACAGAUUCUGCAUCCUCUGUAACCAACAGCCAUGAUGAAAACGCUUGUGACAGCAGCUGCAGGACUCAAGGGACUGACUUAGGGCUUCCCUCAAAAGAAGGAGAGCCAGUGAUAGAAGCUGAACUCCAGGAGAGGGAAAAUGGACUGAGCACCGAGGGACUGAAUCCGCUGGACCAGCACCAUGAAGUGAAGGAGACUAAUGAGCAGAAACUUCACAAAAUAGCCACAGAACUUUUGCUUACAGAAAGAGCUUAUGUCAGCCGGCUCAACCUCCUAGAUCAGGUAUUUUAUUGCAAACUAUUAGAAGAAGCAAACCGAGGCUCAUUUCCUGCAGAGAUGGUGAAUAAAAUCUUUUCUAACAUUUCAUCAAUAAAUGCCUUCCAUAGUAAAUUCCUAUUACCUGAGCUGGAGAAGCGAAUGCAAGAAUGGGAAACUACACCCAGAAUUGGAGAUAUCCUGCAAAAGUUGGCACCAUUCCUUAAGAUGUAUGGAGAAUACGUAAAGGGAUUUGAUAAUGCGGUGGAACUGGUUAAAAACAUGACAGAGCGUGUUCCCCAGUUUAAAUCAGUGACUGAAGAGAUUCAGAAACAGAAGAUCUGUGGAAGCUUAACCCUACAGCAUCACAUGCUGGAGCCUAUCCAGCGGAUCCCUCGCUACGAGAUGCUCCUUAAGGACUACCUGAAGAAGCUGUCUCCUGACGCCCCAGACUGGAAUGAUGCAAAGAAGUCACUUGAAAUUAUAUCUACAGCAGCAAGCCAUUCUAAUAGUGCAAUAAGAAAAAUGGAGAACCUGAAGAAACUUUUAGAAAUUUAUGAGAUGUUGGGAGAAGAAGAGGAUAUUGUAAAUCCCUCAAAUGAACUAAUAAAAGAAGGACAAAUCCUCAAACUAGCAGCUCGGAACACAUCAGCACAAGAGCGCUACCUCUUCUUAUUCAACAACAUGUUGCUAUAUUGUGUGCCCAGAUUCAGUUUGGUGGGCUCAAAAUUCACAGUUCGAACCAGGGUUGGCAUUGAUGGAAUGAAAAUUGUGGAGACUCACAAUGAAGAGUAUCCACACACUUUCCAGGUGUCUGGGAAAGAAAGAACCCUGGAGCUGCAGGCCAGUUCUGAGCAAGACAAAGAAGAAUGGAUCAAGGCACUUCAAGAGAGUAUUGAUGCUUUUCAUCAAAGGCAUGAAACCUUCAGAAAUGCAAUUGCAAAGGAAAAUGACAUUCCCCUAGAGGUUUCUACUGCUGAACUAGGAAAACGAGCCCCAAGAUGGAUACGUGAUAACGAAGUGACCAUGUGCAUGAAGUGCAAAGAGUCUUUCAAUGCACUGACCAGGAGGCGGCAUCACUGCCGGGCGUGUGGACAUGUGGUUUGUUGGAAAUGUUCUGACUACAAAGCUCAACUUGAGUAUGACGGUGGAAGGUUGAACAAGGUCUGUAAAGACUGCUACCAGAUAAUGAGUGGAUUCGCAGAGAGUGAAGAAAAGAAAAGAAGGGGCAUUUUAGAGAUUGAAUCAGCAGAAGUAUCAGGAAAUAGUGAAGUAUGCAGUUUUCUCCAGUACAUGGAAAAGUCAAAACCCUGGCAGAAAAUAUGGUGUGUGAUCCCCAAGCAAGACCCCCUUGUGCUGUACAUGUAUGGCGCUCCUCAGGAUGUCAGAGCCCAAGCAACCAUACCCCUCCUGGGCUACAUUGUGGAUGACAUGCCUAAGAGUGCAGAUCUGCCGCACAGUUUCAAGCUGACCCAGUCCAAGUCUGUGCACAGUUUUGCUGCAGACAGUGAGGAACUGAAACAGAAGUGGCUGAAAAUUAUCCUUCUGGCUGUCACGGGUGAGACACCAGACGGCCCGAGUGAGCAUCUAGACACCUUAGACAACCUCCCUGGACCCAAGGAAAAGUCAGAAUGCUAAACUUCAGCAGCGGCCAGUGUGGGAUUUCCAGUGGUACACAUAGCUCAAGACAUUCCCAGCUCUCCCUCAUCAUCUCUUAGCACUGUGCAUUGGGAAAUAUGGUUUAAUAACAUCUUUUGGGGACUUUCUUAUGUUUCUAUGUAGAAACAUCAGGGUGCAGAGCCAUUCUUCUGUUGAAGUUCUGAAAUAAUGUGGAAAACGGAACCUUUUUGAUAAGCUAUUUCUUAACUGUGUGUUUGCCUUGAGAGGGGGGGAAAAUGUUAAUUGAUUGAAUCACUACCUGGUUAUAAUGGGUCUUUCAUUUAAGAAAUCCUUCAGUGUCUCGUUCCCAUGUAGGACUUGUAACAUUGUGAAAGAUAUACCUCUGUGUAACCAAAAUAGAUCUAUGGUAUAAAGUACAGGGACAGUGUAGAGUAUUGUAUGAACUUGUCUAGUUUUUACAAGUUGUCAUGCUACAUAAGUAGUUUCUGUUCUUAUACAACACAAAAAAAUUAUAGGGUCCUGAUGUUUAUACUUUUUGACUUAAUAUAAAAUACUUGUUUUGUAGAAUUACUCCUAAUAAUAAAAUAUAUAAAAUACAAAUCAGUUUGCCUGUAUAUAAUAUUGAAAUAAGUAUGAAUAUGUCAGCGUUCCUCUUCAGCUUUAGUUUGUUUUCACUCUGGUUAAUUUUUUAAAUAUAAGACCUAUUUUAUUUCUAAAUUUAACAGUUUUCCAAACUUAAGAAAAAUUGGUAAUUUAUGUUGAACUGAUUAGAAUCUAAGUGUAUUGAUAUUUUUAUAGUAAAAAAAAAACAGUUAUUUAUGUGGUGUAGGAUAUAGUUUGAAUUCCAACAGUAUUUUUAGGGUACUAUUUUCCUUUUGUUCUGUACCUAUUUAAAACAGUGCCUCUCUUAGAAGGUGCUAUUAAUUCUUAUUUAGAUAAAAGAUGAGAGUUUAGUAAAUAUUAACUAAACGUUAUUAUUUUUAACUACUCUGAUUAUUCUCAACUUAAGUGCACUUUGGUCACAGAGAUUAAAAAUGUGUGGAUUAUUUUACAUUUUAUAAUAACAUAAUUGUCAUAGUAAUUUAAUGUCAACAUAUACAAAAACCUCCUAAAACUUGAACUAUGUAAGACAUCUGACCAUGUAGAGACCCGGGAUAUACAGAAGACGUUGGUUUACUAUUUACUGUCCUCCUUUCCAUUGGACUGUCAUGGUCGGUAAGUGAGGACAGCAUAUAGUUAGCACAAGGUGACUGGGUGAGCUUUCUUUCUGUCAGCUACAAAGCAGAGCUCAUGCAUGUAUCAGCUUAUCUGGGAGAAGAGAGUUAUUAGUAAAGGAAAUUUAUGCUUAAUCAUUCACUAGAAAACAUAGCUGAAACCAGGAUUGCAGAAUCAAUAAUGGUAGAUUUCCAUGAGAUGGGAAGCAUUAAAGAAAGUGCAGAAUAUUCUCCCUGUUUAUCCCACGGACUCUGAGAUGAACUAUGGCUGUCUAUUAUAAAGUCUGUUAAGGAACAGACUUUAUUAAUUUACUAAGUUGUGCUGGUGACUAAAACCUUAUGUUGAGUUGACUGUUUAACGCAAUACUUUUCUCAUAUUAAAGUUUUUUUCUUUCUUUUCCAUUCUUCAAACAUUACCACUUUUACUGUACUGUUUAGUAGAAAUUCAUAAGAAUGUCUCCACUAUACACAAUCUUUAAGGGCUACAAUUGAAAUGUCAAGUACAAUCUCUCAGAAUUUGAGACCACCACUCAUUUAUACAGCUCAUGUUGCACAAAAAGUGUCUCUUGUGUUUUGUACUCUAAAGGAGCAAGGGAACCAAUUAGGUUGCUUUCCUCCAUGAAAUACCAGACAUGACCAUUAACAUCAAAUCAUCUAUUUAGAAUCACUAAUGGGUGAAACAAAAAGCUAACUUCUUAUUCCCUACUAAAUGAGGGUCACAUAGGAAGAAAUCGUACAUUGUUUCUCUUUUCUAGUUGUCAACAUUGAUACUGUAUUUGAGUGGGAGAAAAGGAGCCAGGUGUGCAGGGUACCUGUUGACAAAAUUAAACGAUAACUAUACAUCACUUAGUUUUUCAUAUUUCAAGAAAAGAGAAGCAGUAAGUAUGUCAAAUGACUAUCAGAAUAAGGAUGACUUUUGUAAAUAUGAACAGAAUAAUGAGUGGGUUAUCUCACUUAGAAGAUUUAUGUCAGGUAUAAAUAAUAUCAAAAAAUACUUGAUCAUCAAGAAGACUACUUGUCUGACUACCAGCAAAUUCUUGAACAGAAGGGAUGUGGCUAGAUAUUUCAGUAUAGUUUAACUUUGAUUAAUGAAAGGAUACUCAUAAAAAGGAUUUUAGCAUGUUCUUAGUGUUCAUUCAGUAAGGAGUGUGGGUGCCAGAAGAAAUUCUCCCGUCACCAGCUUUACUUCUCCCCACGCUGAGCCAAGCACAAACCACUUUCCCCAUCUCUCUCAAAAUAACCACAAAUACUUUUAGUAGGAGAAAAAAAAGUAAUAGAAUAAUAUUAGCUACUUAUUAAGAACUCAACUCUGGGGCCAAGGAGAAUUCUAUGCAAGGAUGAGAAACAGUUCAGGCAGAUCUCCAGAACCUAUGUAAAGGCCAGGCAAGCAAGGCCAGCACAACAGAGGUGAGGCCAGGAAGUCUUGGUGAAGGUGCCCUAGCCAGGCGAGCCUGGGCUGUACAGGAACAGGAAGUAAUCUUGCCUCGAUGCAUGAGGUAAAUAGGCACCAAAGAAGUCACCUGACAUCAACCUCAGAUCUCUACACGUAGCACAAUUCCCUUAAAUAUAUGUGAACACACAUGCAUGGACAAUGUACAUGCACAUACAUAUUCAAAAAAUUAAUUCAAAUAAACUCUAACCCAAGAGGUUGUUAGAAUAACUAACCUCUUUUUGAGAUAGUUUCAUGAUAAACUGAGCCUGAACAGUUCUUUUCUGAUCAAAUAAAUGUCCCGUAUGGUUCAUAAUUUGUUAUAUCCUCUAAUUUAGUGCUGUCAAAAGUCAUCUUUAAGAAAAGUGUCCUUCCUUCAAACUUAAGAAAAUAUUGCUUUGGUAAAAUUGUUACUCAUUCAAAGCAUUCCAACUUUCAACUUUAUUGUUGCUCUUGUUGAAAGUCUACUCUUGGGUAAAGGUGAGAUGUGGUGCAUGCUUUCGUCUAGCGUUUUAUGUGGAGUUCAAUAAUGAGAAAUGCCACUAGCCACUUGUGUCAUAGUACCAAGCAAUAAAAUUCUCCAGCUAUGAAUUUAUGCCAAAAGUUUAACAUGAAAGCCCGAAGCUACAGCAUAUAGAGAGACUCAACUUCCUAGAAGUGAUUCGAUAAUCCAAAUUGCUGAGCACAGGCGAAAGAAGGGAGGCAUCGUCCCAUGGCUUCAGACGUAUCAACUGUGUUUAAUUUCUACAAAGGCUGUGUAGAGUGAAGCAGUUCGCUUUCUCUGCUCUGUUGUAUCAGCUGUUGUACAUUUCUGUGAAUUGAAUUCAGCAUGAAGGCUGCCAUGCUGUCUUCAUUGGAUUACCUACACCAUUGUUUUAAAUGUAGGAAUUGACCUGUAAAUGUUCCCUGUGGAAUUUUCUAUAAGGAAACUAUAAUUCCAUGGUACUUCAGGGUUAUUGAAGAAGCCACUGAUGCCUUCUAAACACCUCUACUCAAAAGUACUUCUGGAGUUCAUGAUUCUGUUUUUUUUUUGGGGGGGGGGUGUUUGAGGUUUUUUGUUUGUUUUCUCCUCUUUGUUGACAUGGAAGGGUUUUCCCUCCUUCAAUUAUUUUCAGAUAUCAUUUGUUUAUUUAUAAAGCUUUAAGUUAUUCAGAGUGUAUUGUCUGCAAUGCAUUCUUAAUCAUGAUCCCUGUCAGUGCGUUGUCACGGCAAAUGAGCGUGUAUAAAAGGAAAUCAAUUCUCAGAAAGCACGGGUCUUCUUUAUCUCUGUUGUUGUAAGAGUAAAAGGUAACUUAGUUUUCCUAUAUCACAUGAUGUUCAUGUUAAUAGAUCUAAGAUAAGCACAUGGUAUGUAUAAUCUAAAAUUUGAAAGACAGAACUAUCUCAGUGUUUUCAUUCUUUAAUGUUGUGAUCUUCAAGAAUGUAUGAAUGUAAGAACUGAGGCCUAAGGGUUCCUCUUGUUAGAGUUAUGUUCACAUCCGUAGCGGACCCUGUCACUUCUUCAUUCUAAGUUUCAUUAGAAUCAAGUUUUAUUAUUUUCAUAUAACUAUCAAACUAUAGGUUCCCUAGAUUUAAAAAAAAAGUAUUAGACAACUAGGUCUAAAAUCCCUCUCUGUGACUUUAUAUGUAUAAAUGUAAAAAUUAUUAAUCUUCAAUUCUCACCAAAGAACAAAAUGUUAUGUAAAUUUUAAGUAUUUUAACAAAGUUAUUCACAUGUAUUUUUAAUGUUAUAAUUCAUCUUUACCCAAGCCCCUCAGUCUUACUAGGUUACAGGAAGAGACAGUGUUGUUCUUGUUACAGGUAUAGAGAGCACUGAGUUUAGCAACUGAAAGGAAGGAAAGGAGUUGGAUAAGUGGGCUAGCUCCUGGUAUCCAUGUGAACUACACGAGGGAAGUAAGGUAGAAGACAUCGAUGUUCUUGUUUCAGCAUUGUAUUCAGGCCUUGAGCUUGGCCUCUAAAUUACAGAUAAUAUUAGCUUAUCAUCAUUUUAUUUCUCCUUUAGACUUUUAUAAAGUAAUUUUAUUCUGUAAACCAUUUUUCUGCUAUUUUUUUUAUUCUAAAGUCAACUUUCUAAGCCAAGGGAAUGGCAAAUGCUGUGUCUUUUCUGUAUUUCAAGAUAAAAUAACACAUGGCUUCUAUAAGAUAGUUAUUUGUUGGAGGUGGGGGGAGUCACUGAAAGUUACAUGAGGUUCAUACUUUGCCAUAAAAAUAAAAUUAAAUCAAAUUUUAGUAUAUUUUAAUAAGUGAAUACUAAAUACAUCAAGUAAAGACAGAUCAUGGAGCCCGUUAUGAUGAUUGCAUUGUGUAUUUUGAAAUAUGAAGACUCAAAUACAUAGUAAGUGUCUUUGUCAUAUAAUCAUUCAUGUAUAAAACCAAACUGGUAUUUCAUACUUUAAGAGACAAUUAACUGUUAUUUUAAAAAAUAAGCAUUGUUUUGAUUUUUUUCUUUUGACUUGUUGACUGAGUUUCAAAGGGCACAUCAGAAUUUUAUAGUUGACGCUAAUGUGAAAAUAUAAACGUCCCUAUUUUGCAGUGGUGUGAAUAUUUGGACAUGCUGUAUAUAUAGUGUAACAUCUGUAUAUUUGAUCAUAAAGGCAGAUAAUUGAAAACAUUGUAAACUUAAGCCCUUCAAUUCUUGUUAAAUAUGAAAUAUUUGUAUCUUGUAAAUAAAGACAUCCUUAAAUUGG